Molecule: messenger RNA, 2108 nt
Organism: Hyla sarda
Lineage: Eukaryota; Metazoa; Chordata; Amphibia; Anura; Hylidae
Gene: ACVR2B
Product: activin A receptor type 2B
Exons: 11
Coding region: 436-1965 (509 amino acids)
Biological process (GO): activin receptor signaling pathway; cellular response to growth factor stimulus; protein phosphorylation
Cellular component (GO): plasma membrane; activin receptor complex
Molecular function (GO): activin receptor activity; ATP binding; activin binding
Source: RefSeq, a predicted model, not a curated record
GAGUGUGAGGUGAGCAUGCAGUAGCAGUAGUAGUAGAGCGCCCCCCUCCCUGCUGACUACACACACACAUGCUGGAGCUGUGACAGUGAAGUUUGGGCUCCUGUGUGUCUGUGCCUCCCCCUCCCCUCCCCGUGUAAUCUGCUUGCUGCAGAAGGUGGAGUCGUCCUGGCAGGGGGGGAGUCACUACUGCUGCUGUUUGAUCUGCCUGGGCUCCACAUUCACACACACUUCAUUCCCACGGAUCCAACAUUACACGCCCCCCUCCCCUUUCAGCUCUUGCCCACGCGUGGGUGAUCCCGACUUCUCAGUAGGACUGGCUGCUGCCUGGUGGAUCCAUCUGUAACCAAUGUGAAGGAAUUACCAAUAUUGUGUCUCGUCUCCGGGAUUGGAUGUGAUUGUGGUCUAUGGGCUGUGAGACCUCCACCUCCUGGGAGUAUGGGGGCUCUGGGACUGACUUGGGCACUUCUUCUGGCAACUUUCUGUGCAGGGUCUGGGCACAAUGAAGAGGACCCUCGGGAAUGCAUUUAUUAUAAUGUCAACUGGGAGAUUGAAAAAACCAACCAGAGCGGGGUGGAGAGGUGCGAUGGCGAGAAGGAUAAACGGCUUCACUGCUAUGCAUCUUGGAGGAAUAAUUCUGGUUUUAUCGAACUUGUGAAGAAAGGAUGUUGGUUGGAUGACUUCAACUGCUAUGACAGACCUCAGUGUAUAGCGAAGGAAGAGAACCCACAAGUGUUUUUCUGCUGUUGUGACGGGAACUAUUGUAAUGAGAAAUUUACUCAUCUGCCUGAUGUGGAAACCUUUGAUCCGAAGACUCAGCAAUCGGCUUCAGUGCUGAACAUACUGGUGUAUUCCCUGCUUCCCAUUGUUGUUCUAUCUAUGGCUAUACUCCUGGCCUUCUGGAUGUACCGCCAUAGGAAGCCUCCCUAUGGUCAUGUUGACAUUAAUGAGGAUCCAGGCCCGCCGCCACCAUCGCCUCUGGUUGGACUGAAGCCCCUGCAGUUAAUGGAAAUCAAGGCGCGGGGCAGGUUUGGCUGUGUUUGGAAGGCGCGACUGAUGAAUGAUUAUGUAGCGGUUAAAAUCUUUCCUAUUCAGGACAAGCAGUCUUGGCAGAGCGAGCGAGACAUUUUCAACACCCCUGGAAUGAAACAUGAAAACCUCUUACAAUUCAUUGCGGCUGAGAAAAGAGGAACAAACCUGGAGAUGGAGUUGUGGCUGAUAACUUCUUUUCAUGAGAAGGGUUCCCUGACGGACUAUCUUAAAGGAAAUAUCCUUAGCUGGAAUGAGCUGUGCCACAUAGCGGAAACCAUGUCUCGAGGCUUGGCGUAUUUACAUGAAGAUAUCCCUCGUUGUAAAGGGGAAGGCCACAAGCCGGCAAUAGCCCACAGGGAUUUUAAAAGUAAAAAUGUGUUGCUGAGAAAUGACUUGACAGCCAUCUUGGCAGAUUUUGGGUUAGCUGUUCGGUUUGAACCUGGAAAACCUCCUGGAGAUACACAUGGACAGGUUGGCACCAGGCGGUACAUGGCUCCAGAGGUGCUGGAGGGAGCAAUUAACUUCCAACGAGAUUCUUUUCUCAGGAUAGACAUGUAUGCUAUGGGACUGGUGCUCUGGGAAAUUGUAUCCAGGUGUACAGCGGCUGACGGGCCUGUCGAUGAGUACAUGUUGCCAUUUGAAGAAGAGAUUGGUCAGCAUCCAUCCUUAGAAGACCUGCAGGAAGUAGUAGUUCACAAGAAAGUGCGGCCUGCGUUCAAAGAACAAUGGUUGAAACACCCUGGUUUGGCACAGUUAUGUGUCACCAUUGAAGAGUGCUGGGACCAUGAUGCAGAGGCACGGCUCUCUGCUGGAUGCGUUGAGGAACGUAUUUCUCAGAUCCGCAAAUUAGUGAACGGCACUACCUCGGACUGCCUUGUUUCCAUUGUUACAUCUGUCACCAACGUGGACUUACCGCCCAAAGAGUCCAGUAUCUGAGUCAUUUGUUACAUUUGUCCUUCCAGACUCUUUUUAAAACACUGAAGAAAAACAAAACAAAAAAAAUAUACUGUACAAACUAAAAAAAAGGAAAAAAAAAAAAAAACACAACAAAAAACCAUACACGCAUACACAAACCCACG